Messenger RNA from Aspergillus puulaauensis, 690 nucleotides. RefSeq lists its product as uncharacterized. Lineage: Eukaryota; Fungi; Ascomycota; Eurotiomycetes; Eurotiales; Aspergillaceae. The coding region runs from base 1 to 690 and encodes 229 amino acids. Gene Ontology annotation, cellular component: membrane. The transcript is spliced from 4 exons. The record is from RefSeq and is a predicted model, not a curated record.
AUGUCCCUCGAAACAGACCAGCCCGAGAAAAUCGACCGAGUGCUGCACCGCGACCCAAAAGUCUCAAUAUUCCUGCAGCCCAUCGCGCCAGCUACAUUCCAGUGGGGAGAUGAAAGCUCACCAACGAUCUUCUUCCCCUUUGUCGCAUUCUGGGGCGGUUUCGGGCAGUUUAUCGCGAGACUCUAUGGCUAUGCAGCCCGCGAUACCCUGGUUACAGUGGUCCAUGCUCUGUGGGGGAGUUUCUGGAUGAGUAUUGGGCUGCUGUAUCUUCUUGUUGCCACUGGUGCCCUCCCACCGCACGGACUCCACGAGCACUUCCCAGAGCUCGCAGCGUGGUUCAUCGUGCUGGCCUUCUUCACAUGGUCUGGCGCAAUCGCCGCCUCAGCCCGAGACCUAGUCCUCUGCAGCGUCCUGACAACGCUCGCCAUCGGCUCGACCAUAGCCUGCUGCCUGUUCGCAUUCGGCAGCGGCGUUGGAACAGGAAUGAAAGUCGCCGCGUAUUUCUGGAUUGUCAGCGCGAUUCUUGCCUGGUGGCGUGUGACUGUGUAUCUGAUUGAAGAGGCAUUCGGACAGCAUGCUAUCGCCAAGUUCUUCCCUAUCUUCCGGACUCCAAUUGAGGGGAGACGGCCACUGCUUGCGCCUGGAUUUGGCGAGCCCGGUGUGAAGAGGGGAAUGCCAGGGCUGACUUGA